Messenger RNA from Drosophila nasuta, 2563 nucleotides. It is a transcript of the gene Fatp1, whose product is annotated as Fatty acid transport protein 1. The coding region runs from base 243 to 2117 and encodes 624 amino acids. Gene Ontology annotation, molecular function: long-chain fatty acid-CoA ligase activity; long-chain fatty acid transmembrane transporter activity. The record is from RefSeq and is a predicted model, not a curated record. Gene Ontology annotation, cellular component: plasma membrane; endoplasmic reticulum membrane. Gene Ontology annotation, biological process: long-chain fatty acid metabolic process; long-chain fatty acid import into cell. The transcript is spliced from 5 exons. NCBI's taxonomy places the organism in Eukaryota, Metazoa, Arthropoda, Insecta, Diptera, Drosophilidae.
ACAACAACGUGAUCAUUAACAUUGAUAACUGUGCACUCUACAGCACAAACCUGCUCAGUGCGUCCGGCUCAGCUGAUCUUCACCAACAACAGCGACGAAGGCAAUCGUUAUCGCUGAGCUAUCGAUCAUUGCAGCAACGCAAACGUCAACGGCGAAACCGAUUUUUAGUCAUAUUUCGUUAUUUUUGCGCGACAGUCGCAUUCGCUUUGGCCGUCGCCUGCGUCAUCUACACGCUCCACACAAUGGGUUGGUUUAUUGCGGUGCUCGUUGCGCUCAGCGCUUUGCUGCUAACAAGGUCUUGGCGCUGGUUCUACAUCGCGGGAGCAACAGCCAAACGAGAUUUAACCGCUCUCUGGGCCUAUGGCAAAUUGUUGCGUUACACGAAGCGUCAUGAACGUCUCAACUACACGGUUGCCGAUGUCUUUGAGCGCAGUGUUCGCGCCAAUCCCGAGAAGGUGGCCAUUGUCAGCGAGACCCAGAAAUGGACAUUCCGCCAGGUCAACGAACAUGCCAACCGUGUGGCAAAUGUGCUGCAGGCUCAGGGCUAUCAGAAGGGCGACGUUGUCGGUCUGCUGCUGGAGAAUCGUGCCGAGUAUGUGGCCACCUGGUUGGGUCUGUCGAAGAUCGGUGUCAUCACCCCGCUGAUCAACACCAAUUUGCGUGGCCCUUCGCUGCUGCACAGCAUCACUGUGGCCCAUUGCAAUGCGCUGAUCUAUGGCGAGGAUUUCAUUGAGGCUGUCAGUGAUGUGAGCAAGGAUUUGCCCGCUAAUCUGACCCUGUUCCAGUUCAAUAACGAGAACAACAACACGCAAUCGGAUGCUUUGAAGCAGGCCAAGAAUCUUAACACUCUCCUGUCAGCGGCCAGUGCUGAGAAACCCGGAAAGACGCAAGUGGCGCAUCAUGACAAACUCGUCUACAUCUAUACGUCGGGCACAACGGGUCUGCCCAAGGCGGCGGUUAUCUCCCAUUCACGGUACUUAUUCAUUGCUGCUGGUAUUCACUAUACGAUGGGCUUCAAAGAUGACGAUGUCUUCUACACUCCAUUGCCGCUCUAUCACACAGCUGGUGGCAUCAUGUGCAUGGGUCAAUCUGUGCUCUUUGGCUCCACUGUCUCCAUCCGCAAGAAGUUCUCGGCUUCCAACUAUUUCGUAGACUGUGCCAAGUUUAAUGCCACAGUUGGUCAAUACAUUGGUGAAAUGGCGCGUUACAUUCUGGCCACCAAAUCCUCGUCCAACGAUCGUGCACAUCGCGUGCGUUUGGUCUUCGGCAACGGAUUGCGUCCACAGAUUUGGCCGCAAUUCGUGGAGCGUUUCAACAUUGCCAAAGUGGGUGAAUUCUAUGGCGCCACCGAGGGCAAUGCUAACAUUAUGAACCACGACAACACUGUGGGCGCCAUUGGCUUCGUGUCCCGCAUUCUGCCCAAGGUCUAUCCCAUUUCCAUAAUCCGCGCCGAUCCCGACACCGGCGAACCCAUUCGCAACAGUGACGGACUCUGCCAGCUGUGUGAACCCAACGAGCCUGGCGUGUUUAUUGGCAAGAUUGUCAAGGGAAAUCCAUCGCGUGAAUUUUUGGGCUAUGUCGAUGCCAAGGCGUCGGCUAAGAAGAUUGUCAAGGAUGUGUUCAAACACGGCGACAUGGCAUUCCUUUCCGGUGAUCUGCUGGUCGCCGAUGAGAAGGGUUAUUUGUACUUCAAGGAUCGCACAGGCGACACGUUCCGCUGGAAGGGUGAAAACGUCUCGACCAGCGAGGUGGAAGCUCAGGUCAGCAAUGUGGCCGGCUACAAGGACACUGUGGUGUACGGAGUGACCAUACCGCAUACCGAAGGACGCGCCGGCAUGGCUGCCAUCUAUGAUCCGCAACGGGAACUCGAUCUGGAUGUGUUUGCCGUGAAUCUUGCCAAAGUGCUGCCUGCGUAUGCACGUCCCCAAAUCUUGCGACUGCUCACCAAGGUGGAUUUGACGGGCACGUUCAAGCUGCGCAAAGUGGAUCUGCAGAAGGAGGGCUACGAUCCCAAUGUGAUCAAGGAUGCGCUCUACUAUCAGACAGCCAAGGGACGCUACGAGCUGCUCACGCCCAGCGCUUACGAGCAGGUGCAACGCAACGAGAUUCGAUUUUAAGUAGAGAUCCAGAGAAUGAGAUCUUUGAAAUUUUUGCCCAUUUAUGCUGUUAAUUAAUUUGUAAGCGACAUUUUGACAUAGCCUUAAGAUUGCAUUGCAAACAGACACACAAGAAAACGAGAGACAGGAGUUUUGAAUAUUGCACUUCUUAUUAUAUAUACUUAGCAUAUAGUUAAAUUUGUGCAUUUUUGUUUUUAGAAACACACAGCAUUUUGUAUAGUUUUGUAACAGCUCCUCGCCCAAAACGUGUAGUUAAGUGCAAAUUUGAGACGUGUUUGUGUCUUAAUUGUUAGUCAUUUUAGUAGCAUCUACAAUUUUGAUACAAUUUUAUAUAUUUUCGCUUUCGAUUUUGUUUAAUUUAGCCUGUAUAUAUGAGCAGCCAUUCUGGUUUUCACUGUCUGUCCUCCUAAUCAAGCUAUCGAAAAUAAAGUUCUUUAUUAAUUAUA